Cannabis sativa is the source of this 495-nucleotide messenger RNA. RefSeq lists its product as uncharacterized. The record is from RefSeq and is a predicted model, not a curated record. Bases 1 to 495 code for a protein of 164 amino acids. Lineage: Eukaryota; Viridiplantae; Streptophyta; Magnoliopsida; Rosales; Cannabaceae. The transcript is spliced from 3 exons.
AUGAACCAGUUAACUGAACUAUUCGGCAUGGCAUCAAUUCAAGCUCGCUUUGAAGCGACUAAGAAUUUUAUCGAUGCACGGAUGAAACCUCAUCGGAGCGUGUGUGAUCACCUUCUCCAGAUGACUAGUUACUUCCAUGAAGCUAAGAAUCAUGGAGCUGUUAUAGAUCAGACAACUCACGUGAGUUUGAUCUUGAACAGUUUGACUCUAGCCUUUCUGCCCUUUACUUCAAAUUAUGUCAUGAACAAGUUAGAGCUUGACUUUUACGAGUUAAUCAACAACCUUCAAACAUUUGAAAAUUUGAUUGGAGGACCACAGAAAGGAGGAGCUAAAGCUCCUAAUUUUGGGACUGCUAAUGGUACAGCUAAGGCUGAGAGGGAAAGCCAAAAGGAAAAUGCUUCUAUUGCAAUGAAAAGGGCCACUGGAAACCCUAAUGGCCUAAGUUUCUCGCAAAGAAACAAGCUCCAGCUGCUUAAACUUGGAUUGUUAUCCUAG